GAGUUCUUGUGUACUGAAGUUUAUCGUGCAAUUGCGUGCAAUAGUUACGUUAGCUUAUAUAAUAUUAAAUGGGGGGGAGGGCUGUAUAGGACUGAAGAUCGCGUUGUUUUUGUUGUACGCAUGCUAAGCUGUCAAAAGACUUAGUUACUUUUCUUGGCUUUGGUGUAAUACUUUAAUUAAAAUGUAUUUCUGACGUGCUAUAUUCAACCCACAAGGGUUGGAUGGUUGAAAAGCGUUUAGUAUGCUAGUUUGAAUGUUUUUUUGUCACUAUUUUUACAGUUACAUUUAUUUUUUGUUGUGUAUUGGUUUUAAUAAAAACUUCGCUUCCGGGAUAUACUACGGGUACCCGCAACCCUGUAGGUGGUACUGAACGAAUGGAGAGCCGUGACUGCAGAACAGUCCCCAUGAUCCAACAUGCUGUGAUCUCCUCUAGAGCCAUCGCGUGGCGAUCUUUCCGCUGUCCGCGGUCGGAGCUGCGGCUAGACUUGACGCUAGGAUGUGGACAGACUUUCCGGUGGCGUGAAACAGCCGACGGGCACUGGACAGGAGUGAUGGGAGGCCGCGUGUGGACACUGAUGCAGACAGAGGACAGGCUCUGGUACCACACUUACGACUCGCAGGUCAGCACAGCGAGGCAGGCUGGCAGGAAAUGGCCAGGGCAGGGUGAGCGGCUCGAGACCACGAAGAAACUGAAAACACAGGCAGCGGCUGUGAAGGAGGAGCCGGAGGGAGGCACGCAGGAGCAUGGGGAGGCGACCUCUCAGUGGGACGGAGGUGAAGAGGAGACCUUGAGAGAUUACUUCCAGCUAAAGGUGUCACUGGGGGAGCUAUACAAAGAAUGGACAUCUGUGGACCAUCACUUUAAGGACAUCGCCAACAUAUUUACAGGUGUGAGGAUGCUGCGUCAGGAUCCCACCGAAUGCCUCUUCUCCUUCAUCUGCACCUCCAACAACCACAUCUCCCGCAUCGAGGGCAUGAUAGAGCGGCUCUGUGCCAAACUGGGAGCUCCCCUGUGCCAGCUGGAUGGCACCGCCUACCACGAUUUUCCCACUUUGCACGCUCUGGCAGAUGGCAGCGUGGAGGCAAGUCUCAGAGACCUGGGUUUUGGUUACCGCGCUCGCUUUCUGCAGCAGAGCGCAAGGCAGAUUCUGGACCAGCACGGAGCCGACUGGCUGGGUGGCCUGCGCAGUGUGCCCUAUGAACAGGCCCGCAGUGCUCUCCGCACCCUUCCUGGGGUGGGCUUCAAGGUGGCAGACUGCGUGUGCCUGAUGUCGCUGGAUAAGUCUUGUGCGUUGCCUGUGGACACACACAUGUGGCAAAUCGCACAGAGGGACUACAGCUGCACCGUGGCAACGGGCCGCAAGACUCUGACAGACAAGGUCUACCAGGAAAUCGGAGACUUUUUCAGGAAGCUGUGGGGUCCGUAUGCUGGCUGGGCACAUUCUGUGCUGUUCUGUGCCGACUUGAAGAAGUUCCAGAAGCUAAAAGAGCCUCCAGUAAAGAUGGAGGGAGAGGAGGAUGAGAAAGAGAGUAAAGGAAAGACGAAGGCUGAAAAGAAACAUGGAAAAGCGAGAGCUAAAGUGUGUAAAACGUGACGUUUUGGUGAAAAAGGAGAACGAGUCUGAGCUGCUGUUGAAGUUUCACAGACAACCUUGAAACGCUGAACUCUUGUUAAGUACUUUUUUAUAUGUAAUGUAAUAUGUAAUGUUUUUAUAUGUACCUUUUUAUAUGUAAAUCUUUUUUGCAAAUUUUAUACAAAAGUUUUAGAUACUGAAGUUUGGUAAAAGAAAAAACAAAAAAAAACAAAAAUGUAUCCGUAUUUAAUUCUCUUGAAUUAAACUGAUUCCAUCUGUAAAAA
Molecule: messenger RNA, 1858 nt
Organism: Brienomyrus brachyistius
Lineage: Eukaryota; Metazoa; Chordata; Actinopteri; Osteoglossiformes; Mormyridae
Gene: ogg1
Product: 8-oxoguanine DNA glycosylase
Exons: 8
Coding region: 375-1595 (406 amino acids)
Biological process (GO): nucleotide-excision repair; base-excision repair, AP site formation; base-excision repair
Cellular component (GO): nucleus
Molecular function (GO): damaged DNA binding; 8-oxo-7,8-dihydroguanine DNA N-glycosylase activity
Source: RefSeq, a predicted model, not a curated record